Messenger RNA from Cylicocyclus nassatus, 653 nucleotides. NCBI's taxonomy places the organism in Eukaryota, Metazoa, Nematoda, Chromadorea, Rhabditida, Strongylidae. The record is from the annotation of a GenBank genome assembly.
GAAAUGUGACGAGGCAACGCUUUCAGCUUGCGAAUUUGUGAAAUAAUCGUAGAUUUGUUCGAAGGUUUUGUAAAAAAGGAUUAGCCAUUGGAUGACGACGAUUUUUUUGCUUCUUGAUGUCUUUUACGCAAAUGCUCGUGCAAAACUUGGAAAACUUUGAAACAUCUGGAUUAUUUGGAAUCAAAUACCACUCACAUCUUCUAAUGCAAACGCCGAAAACACGUACGCGACCGGCUAUGCAGACCUUGUCAAAUGUGAAGUCACGAGCGGCUCCAGCAAGAACAGAACUGUACGUCAGCGACACAAGUCCACAACAAACAACUCCUGGUGUGGAUCGCGGGCGACAGGAGGCUGAAGCGGGCCAAGCUGGACGUCUCAGUAAACUUGAGGGAGGCGUUGGACGACUCCAUGAAUUCGACUGAAGCCUACGAUCAAAAAAACCUGGUACCAGCGUCACAGUAAUCCACGCAUCAAUUUAUGUGAUAGAUUUGUAUUUGUAUGUAAAAUAUAUUAGAGCUUUUAUAUCACGGGUGGCCGUAUCUUAUAUAUAAAGCUGAAUGUCUGUUUGUCUGUCUGUCUGUCUGUCUGUAUGUAUGUAUGUAUGUCUGUGUGUACGUAUGUUCCGAAUAGAAAAUUCCAUUUCUGAACCGAUC